AUGGGCGACGUCGACACUUUAUUUCGACGAGUUUUAGUUGUUUUAACUUUUUUAGUGAUUGCAAACGGUGAAAGGCAUUCGAUUAAGAUAGUAGAAGAACCAUCCAGCUAUGGUUUAAUGAACAGCUACCAAGGCGGGGCAGUGGCGGAGACCAAUGUAAAUAAACUCAAGAUGAGAGUUACACCUUCAAACUUCUCUGGACCUCCACUCUUUUCUAGGCUGAAUGGGAAAUGUUUCUCUAAGACAUUUGAUGACUACAAGUAUGAGUUUUGUCCAUUCUGGAACGUUACUCAGCACGAGCAGUCUCUCAGGUGGAACCCUUAUAGCGGAAUACUUGGAGUGUGGCAGGAGUGGGAGAUAGAAAACAACACAUUUGUUGCCAUGGUGAUGAGGGAGGGGGACAAGUGUGGGAACAAACACCGCACAACCAAGGUUUAUUUCAAAUGCGGAAAAGAGAAUGUCAUCACAAACGUAUCAGAGCCGAGCACGUGUAACUACCGUGUGGACUUCACAACUCCAUAUACCUGCCAUCAUCAAGCCCUGCUGGUUUACCCAACCCUCAACUCCUCCCUCAAGACGGAGUGGGGCCUUCUUGAAGGCCAGCUGGCUGCUGGACACAUCACAAAGAAGGGCUAUAAGAAGUAUUUGUCUCGGGUAUUCGUCAAGGCCGGCUACAUGUUGUCCACGGAAACAAAGAACCUUGUCUCGGCAAAGGCUGUUGCCUUGGAAAAAAAGGAGGAGGCGAAUAAAGAUGGACAGUUUGACAAUCUCUAUACAUGUACAGAGGAAUUCCGAAAGCUUAAAAAGGAGGUAGAGGAUCUUAAAGAGCAGUUGGAAAACAAAAAUAUUGAGGCAAACCACCACCCUGGGGUCAUGGAUGACAUGUAUAACCACAUGGUGGACGACUGAUACGCCCCAAGGAGGACACCUGACAGGACCACAGGAGACAACUGAUACGCCCGCUCAGAGAGUUGCGUUGCUUCUUGUGGACAUCUGCUGUAACAUGUGGGCAUGUGUUGUAAAAGAGUGACUAGAGCAAACGAGCAAACUAGCUGUGAUAUUGUGCUCAAAGCAUUCCAAGACUUUGUUUCACUUACUACGGCCUCCUCUAAUUUAGAGGCUUUUUUAUCUGUUCUUCAAGUGCAAUAAUUUACGUGUGGGUUUACAGAACAGUGAAAUAGUUUUACUGUGUUAUUGCUUUCUUUUUUUGUUAACUCUUAACCAGUGAUGAAGUAUUUAUCCAUGAAUAUGUAUAGAAGAGGGUUGAUUUUCAGUGAUUUUAAUUAACAUUCAAUGUUUGAAAUGUUCAAUGAUUUUCACCUGUAUGGAUUUUAAUGUAUGAGGGAUCAUUCCGUUCAAUUGCACACAUUGGGAUAUUGUUACUGUUUUGUCAAUGUGUCUGUGAGUUUCUUAAACUGAGCUGACAUGCAUAUCACAGGUUCAACCCCUUUCAGAAGGUUGUAUGACCAUUAAUACAGUUUGUGUAGGUUCAUGGACCAGUUUUAGGGUUUCCUAUGUACGCAGGGAUGCCAAUUUUCCUCUUUUCAGUUGAUUUCCUCUUUUUGGUCACAAAACUUGUUUUUAUCUUAUCUAUACAAAUAUUGGAUUUUUAGCUUGACUAUUCGAAGAAUAAGGAGAGCUAUACUACUCACCCAAGCGUCGGCGUCACACCUUGGUUAAGGUUUUGCGUGUAACCACAUUUAAGUCAAUAUAUCAGCAAAUACAUCAUGUAUUGCAUUGAAACUUUAGAUAUGUAUUCCCAACUAUCUAACCUACUAAAUUAAUGAAGUGCUACGGAAUUAAUGAAGUGGGAUAACACUUUUUGAAAAUAAUGCAAAUUAUGGGCCUAUUAUUUGACUUAAAAAUUCUGGUUAAGGUUUUGCAUGUAAGCACACAUAGGUUAAUAUCUCAGCAACUACUUGAUGUAUUGCAUUAAGAUUUAAUACAAUGGUACUCAACCACCCAACCUUCCUGAUUAACCAAGUUAGAUCACUCUUGUUUGCAUUUAAUGCAAAUAAUGACCCUUCAUUAUUCGACUUAGAAAAUGUGGUUACGGUUUUCCAUGUAAGCACACAUAGGUUAAUAUCUCAGCAACUACUUGAUGUAUUGCAUUGAGACUUUAUACAAUGGUACUCAACCAUCCAAUCCACUUAACUAACCAAGUAAGAUAACUCUAGUUUGCAUUAAAUUCAAAUUAUGGCUCUUUUUUUUCGACAUAGAAAUUCAAAUACAUCAUGUAUUGCAUUGAAACUUUAUUCACAGGCUUCCUACCAUAGAAAUUCUGGUUAAGGUUUUGCAUGUUAGCACACAUAGGUUAAUAUCUCGGCAACUACUUAAUGUAUUGCAUUGAGACUUUAUACAAUGGUUUUCAACCACCCAACCUACUUGAAUAACCAAGUUUGAUAACUGUAUUUUGCAAGAAAUAAUGGCUCUUUGUUAUUGGACUUUUACUGAAAUUCUGGUUAAGGUUUUGCGUGUCACCACAUUCAUGUUAAUAUCUUAGCAAAUACAUCAUGUAUUGCAUUAAUUCUGAUCUGAUUUUACAGUGAUCCAUGUUUCGCCAAAACUUCAAUUCUUACACCGAAAAGUGGCUGUAAAAAGCGGUUGUAAAAAGUGUGAUGGGGAGACUUUCCUCUUUCUUUAAGAAUUUGCAUUGGCAUUCCUGGUACAUUUGUGAGUUGUGUUAUGGUUAGUUCAGUCAACAUUUCAUAUCAAGUCAUGUAUUUUGUUCAUUUAUACCAGACUUUGACACCAGACUGCUUUAGAUUUCCCUUCUUUAAGGCCCCAAGUUUGCCUUUCUUUAAUGUCCGUCCGUAUGCCUGGCGUAAUUUCAUGUCUACUCCUUAUCCAAAUAUUUUGAGGUCACUCGACAUAUUCCAGCCACAUACAUUCAAAGUCACAUUUAAAGGGUCAAAGGUCAGGCUCAUUUUCCUUGUCCAUUCUCAAUUGAUGAAUGCAUUUCAAAAUAUCAAAAGUUAAUAUCUUUGAGUGAACUUCAAAGCAUGUAUACAAGCCAUGUUUAGUCACACUUAGGGGUCAAAGUUCAGGUUGCAUUUUACAUCCAUAUUCAACCAAUGAAAUGAUUUUGAAAAUAUUUGUUGGAACAAGCAGGCUCUGCACCAUGUUACUAAAAGGUCAAGCCCACUUUUAAGGUUCACAUGAAUUGUUAUCAUUGAUGAAGUCACCUUCACAAAGCACAAACAUUUCUAAUCAAAUAUUUACCACAUGCACCAAUUGUAUUAAAUUUUAAUGCAAAGGAAGUAGGAACAAAAAAUGAAUGUGGCAAUACCUGAGAAUCUUAUUCAGUACAUAAUUAUGACCCCUUUGUUGGUCCUUCCUGGGACUAAAGUACAUCAAACUUGGUAGGGAGGUUGCACAUAACCCCUGUUGGAUUUAAGGGGUGUUGGUCUAAGGUCAUGAUUGUGUCAACCCCCAACACAAAAAAGCAAGUCCUUCGAUGUUCUCUGGUCAGCUUUCCUCAAACUUUGUCACAACCUUUGAUUACCCCACAGACAUUUAAUUAAGAAUUCAUUAUAUUCGUGCUAGCGCUUCUUGGUCAUAUGCUGUACUGCACAAUAUUGAAAUUAGCAAUGACAUGAGAAUUCCUUGCGUAUAAAACAGGGGUUAGUUCGUCGGCAGCUACUCUAAGUCUUUUCUUCGGUGGAGCUCUGGGGGUUGAGGGUUCUGCCGGUAGGGGUGACGAGUGUCUGUUGGCUGUCAGUCUAUUAAAUUCCUCUUCAAUGGCGAUUCUGAGGGACUCUGGUGUUUCCGGACUGUCAUGGUUAAAGAGUUCCGCAGAGUUUGUCUGGGUUUCGACGGUCGUUUUCUGGGGGGUCCUUGGAGGGGUCAGUGUCUGGGUAGAUGCAUCUCUGGAUGUUUGGAAUUCGAUGGUGUAGUUAGGCAGUGGGGAGUCGGGCUUCAUGUUUUUUAUUUCGUUGUCCCCGUUUUCAGAGAACUGACCGUUCAUUUCUUCGUCCUCUGAAAUUAAUAAUAUUGAUUCCUCGUCUGUUGAUAUGUUGGGUAGUAUGGGGGUUUUACAUUUUUCUGCGACGUACACGAUUUCGAAGUCUUUUCGCCACAUUAUCUGUUCAUUCAGUUCAAUUUUGUUGUUUUCUGCCGCGUAAUUUAUCAUGCGAAAUACCAUCCGAAAGUAUUCCGGGUUUGCUUUUUUCUCCAUUGGUUUCUGUUUGAGUACUUCUGAUUGUUGUAGGUUGUGGAAGGCAAACAUCCGGUUUUGAAAAGCACUUUUCUCGUUUGUUAUAUACUUCCAUAUUGGAGUGUUCGUGGUCAGUAUUACUGGCUUUCGUACUAAUAGUUCGCCUUUUUUUUCCCUUUACGUUCACGUACAGUUGUUCGCCCGCGAACACCUGCUUGUAAAUUUCUGCUUGUUCCUGUGUCGUUAUAGUGAGUUCGGAUAUUUGAAUUAGUUCUUUGUCAACACAUUCUUGGAACGCGAAUUCCUUUGACACUAUGUGCAUUCCUAUUUGGUCGCUGUCUGGAAGUAUUGCCGAUGUCCAGAAUGUCUUUCCGGCGUUACUUGCUCCUUGCAUGUAGAGGGUGUUUUUUGGGGGGGAUUUUGCAUCCCAACACUAGGAAUAAUGCGCCUAGUAAUGCUUGUGCAUCAAUGUUUUGUUCGUGACACCAUUUUUCAAGUAAUGUAUGAGUCUCGUACGGUGUCAGGAAUUCCGGGCCUUCUUCUGGAUCUUUUUCGAGAAAUUUUUCGAGAUAUGUUCUCGUGUCCAUUUUUCGUCGGAGUUUUACUUCUUCUGUUGCUAUGCGUAUCAUCGAUGCGCUUUGUGGGUGUCGUAGAAUUUGAAACAUGGUGUUUGCUUCUGUCUUGUCAUCUUGAGAUAUUAUCUUAUCGAACAGUUUAUGUUUGUCUAUAGUUUGGAAUCGUACCAUGAACUCUACCAGUGUUUCUGUCAUGUCUUGAAUGAUUGAAUUCCGUUCUUCGAAUACUUUCGAUUUGGGCGAUCUGAGUUUUUUCUUGUUGUCAUAUGGGGUUUCUAGUCCCGGUAUUUUGAUUUUUGGACUGUCGGUUUUUGGUUUCAGUUUUAGGUUUUUUAUUGACUCCAUGGUCGUUAGGAGGGUUUCAUUAUUUGUCCCCAUGAAUUCUUUCGGUUCUUUGAGCAUGUAUGCUAGGAAGUUUGAUGGUUGUUUUAGGGUCUGGGUGCGUACCAUACCUCCCAUGAAUUGAAUUUGGGUUUUGGCAUUCUUGAACAUCGUGUUCUUUCCUAUCUGCCCCUCAUUCGUUACCGGGAAGACGGCGAUAUGUAUGUGUUGUCCAUUAAAUUCGCAGUCUUUGUCUUGAUCGCCGUCAUGCCACGAUAGGACACAUGGGUGUUUGUUGAUGUAUUUUUUCAGUGCGUCGAUGGCCUUUGUUUCGUCAUCUGACAGGUUUUGAUAUAUUGGUCUGGGAGUCAUAUAUUUAUAUACGGGUUUUUGGAACAGUUUGUCAUAAUCACUAUCGUAAUCCACGUAUUCUGUGAUAACUCCACCUUCUCUUCCUUUGAGAUAUGUACCGUUGACGGUUUUGGCAAUACCUGCCCUCAGUGUGUCUUUGUUGAUGUAGUGACUCGCGUCGGUGAUGACUACUGAAUAUCCUAUUCUGGAUUUGAUUUUAAACUUUAGCCGGUAGUUGGCUUCUGUCGCAGCCCUCUCUUGCUGCGCAGUCAUCUGAAAUUUAUUUAUGUAUUAUGUUACCGCGUAUUAAUAGAGUAGCUCCAGGGGUUGGGAUGGGGUUUGGUGUGGAUAUCGUCUUGUCCAGUUCGUUUAUUUCUAUGUUCGCUUCUUCCGUCUCCAGUUGUCCAAUUUUUGUUUCGUGUUGUGUUAUUUUUUCUUCCAUUUGCGUGAUAACCCCUUGAGUCAGUGUGUUCUUGGAUUGUAUGUCGGUAAUGGUCUGGUUGAGAGAGACGACGGUUGUUUUCAAUUGAUUAAUCAACGUCGUCAACUGAGUCUGUUUUCUGUUCAUCGAGUCCACUUGUCUCGUCGCGUCAAGUACAUUUUGGUUCAUGGUGGGAAGUGCGUUUUUCAGGUAAGUAAUGUCAGAGUCUUGAUUUCCGUCAUUUUGUCUCAUUUUAAUCAACCCCUUUUUCAUAUUGUCGAUCGUCUUUUUCGUACUGUCUUGUAUGUCUUUAAUGUUAUCGGUGAUCUUUUUAACUGUAUCUAAUCCUGUUUGAACGGUUGUCACUACUGCCUGAACAGAUUGAACAGUUUCUUUGACGGCAGUCAUACCUUCUACGGCUACGUCAGCCACCCCCUUAGCCAUCUGAUACGUUUCUUUAUAGAACUCAGAUUCCUUAUCAGCCAUAUAACCUGCGAUAGCGACUCCUAACCUAGCGGAACUGAAGAGGGUGUUCUGCAAUGUAUUGACCCAAUUGCUCGUGUCUAAGUCGUCUAUGUCGUCGUGAAUCCCUUGAACGUCUACUUGUAUUUUUUGUUGUUCGUGUGUUCUUGUAUUUAUUUCUUUGGCUAGUGUUGUUUGUAUUGUCAUAAUUGUUGUAUUUAUUUUUUGUAUAUUGCUCGCCACUGUGGUAUUGAGGUAUUCGUUCGUCACAACGUAUGCUGCAAUUGUUACAAAAUCCUGGGCAUGAUCUAGAUCUGUCCAAUAUACUAUGAUUUCGUUGUGACCCAAGCGGAGGAGUGAGUUGUCUUCUAUGAUAGCUAGUGAUGCGCUCAUGUGAUAUUGGUGUUUCGGUGGGUAUAGUACGUAUCUGAUUACGUGUAUGUUGUUGAUCGAAAAUUUGUCUAUCGUCGACUUUAGAGUUAAAUCGUAUGUCAAACGUUUUCUUCCUGUAGUAGGGUAUGUCUUGUGUGUGUCUGUUAGGUGAAAUUCUGGGUAGGCAACUGCUAAUACCUCCGUCGACUGUAGAGGAUUCGCUAUUGCCUCUAAAUCUGUAUAAUCUAUCAAGUCGUCUUUUUGGCAUGAUUUUAUGUUGUCCCAAAUGUGGUUAUAUAUAACUGCGUCGUCUAUGAAUCCCCUUAUUUCUACGUUUAAUUCUCUUAUGUCUUUCCACUGUUGUAAUUUUAUCAUUUGUCGGUGGAGAUGUAUGAGAUUGAACUCAAGUCUGGUAAGUUGUCUAGGGGGUCGAGGUCUUUGUCUUGUGUUUUGGCUGUUGAGAGUACUGGUUUUUUGUCUUGAAACGAGUCAAUUUUUGCAAAAAUCCUAAUGGAGGAACCAGUUAAAUAAGACUGCUGACAAAAAAAUAAGAUCGCAGAUGUUUGAUAUUUAGUUCGAAAAUUGAUGUUUUAUGCAUUUUUCUAAAACCGUUAGUUUUGAACGGCAAUAUGAAAAUCUAGAUAUUUGAGCAAAAAUUUGCUCUUUCCAAGACAAAGUUGUAAAAAUGGUAAAUCUGUGAGAGUGCAGCUUUAAGAUUUAAGACAUGAUCUUUUUAUUAGAUUUGACAGGUGAAAAAUUUAUUUAUUGAAAGUGUAUUUAAAGUAUUAAAAUUAUGAAAAACA
Molecule: messenger RNA, 7461 nt
Organism: Mya arenaria
Lineage: Eukaryota; Metazoa; Mollusca; Bivalvia; Myida; Myidae
Product: N-acetylglucosamine-1-phosphotransferase subunit gamma-like
Exons: 9
Coding region: 1-909 (302 amino acids)
Cellular component (GO): Golgi apparatus
Source: RefSeq, a predicted model, not a curated record